Dermatophagoides farinae (American house dust mite) is the source of this 539-nucleotide messenger RNA. The record is from RefSeq and is a predicted model, not a curated record. NCBI's taxonomy places the organism in Eukaryota, Metazoa, Arthropoda, Arachnida, Sarcoptiformes, Pyroglyphidae.
UGUAGUGGAAAAAAACGUAAACGUGAAAAAAAUUCAAACAACAGCAACAAUGAAACAAUAAUGAUAUCGAUGUGUUAUUUACCACCAUUCAGUGUGGGUACAUUAUCUGAAUCCAUAACUAAUCAUCGAACAUUAGAACGAAUGGAUGGUCAUUUUGUUGACGAUAUGAUCGAUCAGGCACAGAUGGUUUGGCGCCGUAAUCUACUUGCUUCUUAUCGUACACAAUGGUCAUGUGUAGGACGAUUACGUUCGGAAAUUGGUCGUUUACGACAACAAUUGACCAAACGUGAUACAAUCAUUGAUCAAUUACGAAGAGAAAAUUUUCAUCUUCGUAAUACAUUAGUUCAUAAAAAUAGAACAACAUCAACAUCGAAUAAUCAUCAUCAAUUACAGAAACAAUUGUUAAUGUAUCGAAAUUUUCAAUUCGAUAAAUUGAAUUUUUAAAACAACAAUCACCAUAUACAAUGUUAAAACAAAGCUAACGCAAUAGAUGGCAUAGUUGUUUACGUUUUUGUUUUGAAAUUCGAAAAUGUUUUCAC